Messenger RNA from Canariomyces notabilis, 4179 nucleotides. Its product is annotated as ABC transporter. Bases 1 to 4179 code for a protein of 1392 amino acids. The record is from RefSeq and is a predicted model, not a curated record. Gene Ontology annotation, biological process: transmembrane transport. Gene Ontology annotation, cellular component: membrane. NCBI's taxonomy places the organism in Eukaryota, Fungi, Ascomycota, Sordariomycetes, Sordariales, Chaetomiaceae. The transcript has 16 exons. Gene Ontology annotation, molecular function: ATP binding; ABC-type transporter activity; ATP hydrolysis activity.
AUGCUCACGCCCUGCCGCCUUGUCAGGCUGCUCAAGAGAUCAGCUGCUUUCUCGCUUCGCCCAGGGCUGCUCGCCUGGAAAUUGGUCACUCUCUGUAGCUUACUUGCCGUGCAACUCGCAUUCCUGGCUCUGCGUGUCGCCAACCCAACGACGCAUACGCCCGCUUCCAUUGCUGCCGAAGUAUUGACUUCCUUAGCUACGGCAUCAGCACUAGUCUUGGUGUUUCUGGACCAUCAACGGGCAUCCCGCCCGUCUACCUUGCUUAGUCUCUAUUUCUCCACAGCCGUGAUUCUCGGUGUUGCCCGGGUCCGCACUCUAUGGCUACUUGCAGCCCAGAGCGCGGUCUCGGCGUUGAUGGUCACUUCCUUCGUUCUCACCUCCCUGGCCUUGCUCUACGAGUCAGCAGAAAAACUUGACGAUCUUAUUGCCACCCCAAACCCGGCCAAGGGCCCUUGCGCUCCAGAGGAAGUAAGCGGAUUCUGGAUAAGGACCUGCUUCACAUGGCUCGUUUCCACGUUCCGGCUUGGCUACUCUCGGAUCAUUUCUGUAAAUGAUCUGCCUCCUCUGGACAGCAAGCUCCAUUCCGCCGCUCUGGGGGAUACACUUCGUUCAAAAUGGAAGAAACGUAGAUACGGGCCCGCCACAAGCUCCUUCGGGCUUGCCUUGAGUGCUACUUUUUUUUCGCUCACGUCGCCCAUCAUCCCCAGGCUGUGCCUCACCGCCUUCACCUUCUCCCAGCCGCUCCUCAUCAACGCUACCGUGACACUUGUGGGACAGUCUGAUCCGGACCCCAACUACGGCAGGGGCCUUAUCGCUGCCUGGGCUCUUGUCUCUGUAGGCAUUGCGGUAUCUAGCUCAAUCUACCAUUACCAAAAUAUCCGAUUUACGACCAGAUUAAGAGGGGGGCUGAUUGCGCUGGUGUAUCAGCGGACGUUAGAGACGAGAGAAGCCGAGAUGGGAGAUGUGACUGCCAUUGCGUUGCUUGGCGCGGAUGUCGAGCGUAUAAAGGGCGGCAUGGGUAUGCUUCAUGAGGUGUGGGCGUCGGUUCUCGACAUUGCCAUCGCAAGCUGGCUUCUUGGAAUGCAGCUGUCGCUGGCCUGCCUUGCUCCUAUCGUGCUGGUUCUCGUGUUUGUCGGCGCUACCUCAAAGAUCUCGUUAAUGAGCCGGACCGCGCAAAGCAAGUGGAUCGAGAAAGUCCAGGCCCGACUUCGGAUCACUGCGGGCAUGUUGAGUAACAUGAAAGCGGUCAAGAUGUCAGGGCUCGCGCAAGCUGCUUGCAGUAUCAUUCAAGCCUCACGUGCCGACGAGAUCAACGUAUCGGGCACGUUUAGACGACUGCUCGUUGUCACGCUUUCACUGUCGCUCACCCCAAUCAACCUAGCACCCGUAGUCACCUUCGUCAUCUAUGCGUUUACAUCGGUCGCCUUGGUCUCGUUGCUGACCACCCCCGUCAUCGUGUUCAUCCAGGUCCUGCCACAGGUCGUACAGUGUCUCGCUUGCUUCGACAGGAUUGAUGAAUACUGCAGUUACGGCCUAGACUCGGAUCUUGACACCCAAGGGCAAAGCACCGACGUGGGAGACGUUAAGGAAGAGGCAAAUGCCAACCACUUGUCUCUAAAGCGAGCCGGUGAUGGCGACAAAUUACGGGAGAAGUACACAGCAAUCUCCAUCUCAGGCGAAAGCUUUGCUUGGGAUAAAGGAAAUUAUCCUACUCUUCUUGACUUGAACGUGGAGUUUCCCGUUGGGACUAUAUCCGUUGUUGUCGGCCCCGUCGGGAGCGGGAAAUCGUCAUUCCUGAAGGCCAUACUUGGCGAGAUGACGCCCACAACUGCAGCAUCGCGGAAUAACACUUGGAAAACAAGCAGGGCUGGCGGUGUUGCAUAUUGCUCUCAGGAACCUUGGCUCGAAAACACGUCUAUCCGUCAAAACAUCGUAGGGGCUCCGGUACUGGACGAUAAGUGGUACCAGACCGUUAAGACUAUCUGUGGUUUGGAUCCCGAUAUAGCGGAGCUGCCAAAGGGAGAUGACACUCGAAUGGGGAGCCGGGGCCUCAAUCUAAGCCGUGGCCAGAAGCAACGAGUAGCUCUUGCGCGAGCCAUCUAUUCGAGGCACAAGCUCGUUAUUCUUGAUGACGUCUUCAGCAGCAUGGACGCCCAGACUGCGGACACGGUAUCGUCUCUCCUGCUGGGCCCGCAGGGCGUUCUGCGCGACGCUCGCACAACCGUGGUGGUAGUUUCCUACAACCGUAAAGUUAUAGCAUUGGCAGAUAGGGUAAUUGUCUUGAGAAACGGCAAGAUUGCGGAAAUUACUCGUCCCGCUACUGUUCUGCAUGAUAGGGACACUGCGGACAAACUACAAAUACGUCUUGACUCGCAUCAUGAUACCUCGGAGGAUCGGUGUGAAGAUGAGGUUGAGCAGAAGCCGCAACCCAGAGAGCUUAUGGCUCCCGGUACGACGGACGAGGAUCGCGCGACCCCAGCAGAUGGGAACCGGAAGAAAGCCGACUUUACGAUCUACAAGUACUACCUGACGAAUGCAGGUUACGCAGCGAUGUUCUGUUAUGGAGCUGCCGUCGUCGUGUGGAUAUUCUGUACCGAGUUUUCUGCAAUCUGGAUCAUGUGGUCGUCAGAGGCCAACAUCAAGCAGCCCAAUCGGGACGUCGGUCUAUACAUGGGCAUCUAUGCGAUGUUAGGUAUUCUGGGCACGGUUGGAGCUGCUUCGGCUGCCUGGUUUGCGUUCACGUCCGUCAUAAGCAACACCGCCGCCAAUUUCCACUCGCAGCUCCUCCGAGCGAACUUCUCGGCACCACUCCGCUUCUUCACUGAUACCGACAGCGGCGAGCUUCUUAACAGGUUCAGCCAAGACAUGGAGCUCAUCGACAUGGAACUUCCUGCUACAAUGGUCAACAACACGUCAAGUAUGUUCGUGUUCCUGCCCCAUAACCCGUUGAGAAGCUCGCUGAACUCGGACGAAGCGCUCGUCUCUAUCCUGGCCAAGGUGAUCGUCCUUGCAGUAUUCUCGCAGUAUCUCGGGACAGCAAUCCCACUCCUUGGAGGCGCUGUGUACCUGCUCCAGAGGUUCUAUCUCCAGACAUCGCGCCAAGUCCGCCUGUUGGACAUCGAAGCUAAGGCUCCUCUGUACACACACUUCAGUGAGACCGUUGCCGGCGCAUCCACGAUACGCGCUUUCGGAUGGCGGGAGCAGCACAGAGAGCGCAACUUUGGACAUGUCGACACCUCUCAGCGUCCAAUGUAUCUCAAGAGCUGCGUCCAAACUUGGCUAGCGUUCGUAUUGAACAUGAUCGUCGCGGCGCUCACCGUGAUUCUGGUUGCGGUAGUCGUUACCUGGCACGAUAGCUUCAGCGCUGGCAGCAUUGGUGUCAGCUUGAACGUGGUGAUUGGCUUCAGCGAAACUCUUGCAAGGCUCAUAGAUAGCUGGACGAAACUGGAAUCCAGCGUCGGGGCCGUGAGGAGAGUCAAGCAGUUCGUAAUGGAGACGGAGUCGGAAGAGGAGAAAGACAAGAAUGGAGAUGCGCCCCCUGGCUGGCCACCAGAGGGCGCGGUCAAGUUUGAUGGUGUUACUGCCUCUUACAGGGGUGAUGAUCAGCCAGUCCUUAAGAAUGUCUCGCUUUCGAUUCUACCCGGUCAACAUGUGGCAAUCUGUGGCCGCUCGGGUAAUGGCAAGACCUCGUUCAUCCUAAGCUUACUAAAGAUGAUAACCGUGGAUCAUGGCAAGAUUUACAUCGACAAUGUCGACAUCUCAGACCUACGAAGCAGCGCCAUCCCGGGAACUAUCCGCACGAAUGUGGAUCCGUUGCACGUCGCUCCGGAUGACACGAUUGAAAGAGCACUCAGAAGGGUGGGACUGUGGUCUCUCGUCGAGGCCCAGGGCGGCCUAGACAAGGUGGCAGAUGCUGCCGCGUUCUCUAGUGGCCAGAAACAACUCCUCUGUUUUGCUAGGGCCAUGGUCAAGCAGUCCAAGAUCUUGGUGCUCGACGAGGCCAUGAGCAGCGUGGAUGCCGAGACCGAAACGAUCAUGCAGGACAUUGUUGAUACAAAGUUCCGUGGUUGUACGGUGAUAGCCGUGAUGCACAAGCUGCUACAUGUGACGCGAUACGACAAGGUGGCAUUGAUGGAGAACGGAGAGGGCUGCUCGAGUUUGACGACCCCCGGUUGCUGA